AUGGUCCAAAAGCUUAUCGACAACGGAGAACUGAAGCAAUACAUAAGGAAGGAAGAAGCAGAUGACAGGUCGAAACGAAGCAAACAAGUUCAACUGCCUGAAGGCAAUCGAACACUAAACAUCAUUUCGUGUUCGGAAGUCGCUGGACCAUCGUUAACAACUCAGAUUGGAAAAAGGCUGAGAAAGCAAUUCGAAGACUUCUGCGAGCUGUAUAAGAUCGAUGGGGUAGAGAUAGACGAUCACGAGCAAUGGAUGGAUGCACCGAUCACUUUCGAGGCAGAUGAUGUGGAGGAAGACAUGGAGGAUCACAAUGAUCCUUUGAUCCUCACACUGUCCAUAGCAGGGUGCAACAUCAAGAAAAUCCUCAUUGACGGAGGAAGUUCAGUCAACGUCUUGUUCUAUGAUACGUUCAAACGAAUGGAGCUAAACGACGAGCAGCUGAUAUCUUCGUACCACACCAUUUAUGGAUUCAAAAGGGCUCCUACGAAACCAUUAGGGGAUAUUGUUCUACAAUAA
Messenger RNA from Papaver somniferum (opium poppy), 516 nucleotides. RefSeq lists its product as uncharacterized. The record is from RefSeq and is a predicted model, not a curated record. Bases 1 to 516 code for a protein of 171 amino acids. The transcript has a single exon. Lineage: Eukaryota; Viridiplantae; Streptophyta; Magnoliopsida; Ranunculales; Papaveraceae.